Hipposideros armiger (great roundleaf bat) is the source of this 7527-nucleotide messenger RNA. RefSeq names its product TATA-box binding protein associated factor, RNA polymerase I subunit B (gene TAF1B). Gene Ontology annotation, cellular component: RNA polymerase I core factor complex; RNA polymerase transcription factor SL1 complex. Gene Ontology annotation, molecular function: RNA polymerase I core promoter sequence-specific DNA binding. The record is from RefSeq and is a predicted model, not a curated record. Gene Ontology annotation, biological process: nucleolar large rRNA transcription by RNA polymerase I; RNA polymerase I preinitiation complex assembly. NCBI's taxonomy places the organism in Eukaryota, Metazoa, Chordata, Mammalia, Chiroptera, Hipposideridae. The transcript has 15 exons. Bases 5381 to 7249 code for a protein of 622 amino acids.
CUUAACCAACAUGCCACUCGGCCAGCCCUCGGCAUGGUCUUUUGUUAGAUAUGUUCUCACUAAUCAAAUAAUGCCCCUAUUGGAGCUAUAAUUUGACAGAGGGAAAUGCAACAAACUCUUCCAAUAGCUGCCCCACUAAAUCAGUAGCCACUAGGUAACUUGUGAACUCAAAAUAGAGAAUUUCUCUUGAUAACAACAAUAUUAUUUUUGGUAACAAAUUGCCUCUCAGCUUGAACUAAGAAUAAUUAUAUGCAAACAUUUUCUGUUUCUUGUAGUAUCGUCUCAGAUGCUUAUAUACUCACAAUCUUAUUAUGGGCUAAAUCCCAGAAAUCUCAUGUGCAGUGCUGUAUUUAAAGAGGCCAAGUCCAGUUCUUCCAGAGGGCUCCUGGCAUGGCGGCCACAACUGUGCAUUUUCCACCAGGCUACUUGGUUUUGACUCCUGGCUCAGCCACUUACAUACAUUUCAAAUGACGGCUCUUUGUUUCAGUUUUCUUGUCUGUAAAAUGGGGCCACUGAUGAUUCUAACAUUCAAAUGAGUUAAUAUGUUUAGAAUGACGCCUGGCUCAGAAAAUGCUAGAUGUGCAUUAGCUCUCACUUUACGAAGUGUUGUUAGUGCCCUUGGCUGGAAGGCUGUGUUGGGUUUGAACAAAUGUACACCCCUAAAUGGAAGUGAAAUUCGGUAAGAAUGGUGAAAAGAGGGAGCUGCAGCCUGGUGUCCUCAGGCCCUUCCUUCCUCCACGGUCUCCAUCCUGUCUGUACCUGCUAUUCCAAGAGAGGCCCAGAUGCCUGGCUGGUGCCUGUGCGGGCCCCACUUAGCUGCUCCCCCACGCUUUCCCCAGCUCUCUCUGAACCACAAUCCCAUGAAGGUCGUCAUCCCCACAGGCAGGCAUGGGUUAAGCGAGCAGUACAAGAUAGCCACGGAGCCACAGCUGGCUAGCUGGCCACUAGUUGACCCGCCAGGCUCCCUUCUCCCUUCCGUAGAGGGAGCCAAUGAUGGAGGCCAGGAGGUGGGAACGACAAGGAAUACAUGGUACGGGCUGCACAGGUGUGUGGGCCAAAUGUCAGCCCUGUGGGUCCAGAAGGCCUUUGGCAGCGGGGCCUUGCCCAGCGCUCCGACCGUGAGGCCCAUGACUCUACCUUUCACCCAUUACCCUCUGGCCACACUGGCUUCCUUUCGUUCUUCAAACACACCAAGUCCAGACCUGCCUCAGGGUCUUUUUACUCUCCCUAGGGUUUAUUCCUCCAUAUUCUUAUAUGGCUCUCACUGCAGUGCCAUCUUGGCUCAACUGAUCCAUCUUCAGAGAGGCCUCCCUGAUGGCCCUAUACAAAUUCUGUUCAUUUCCCCCACCUGUCACCCUAUAUACCUACCUGGCUUUAAAGCAUUUAUCACUCCCUAAAGUUAUAUUUUAUAUUUAUCUGUUGUCUGUCGUUUUGCCAUGAUAAAUAUGAUGCCAUGAAAUAACAGAUGACAAAUACUGUUGCAAAAACUGUUGAAAGGUGUAGAAAAUGCUGAAAAUUUAGAAGAAACAAGGAUUAGAACAAAUUACACAGGUUUGUAAUUUGAAGGUUUGCAGUAUAGUUGGAUAAAAUAUAGAUAUUUCUAACAAGUCCCUGCUCAUGAUAGUCUCUAGAUUAGGUUUCAGUAACAGAUUGUAGAAAAAACUGUAUACUUUUGAGGCAGCUUUAAUGGGAAGAGGCACCAGGAAGCAGAUAUUCUGGACAGUAAAUCAUUUCUUUUAUAAAAAAAAUAUUUUGUGGUAAAAUUGUGUCCAUGUAACCAUGGAAGAAUUGGCUGCUUUGAAUAAAAUAAUAAAAGAACUCUGAGAUAAGACUGCUUAGCAGUGUCGCGGUUGUAACCCAUCCAUUGCCUCAUUCGCCAGCAGGAAGUGGCAGCCAAAGUUGGAGGCAGGAGUCCACUCACUGCUGCAGAAUGCCAUGGACAUAGUUAAUUUUAUACACACAAGACCUUUCAGAUGCCGUGGGGCUGUUACCGUAAUGGGUGUGAGCUGAAUCUCUAUGAAAGUCCUGUGCUCCACACAGAAGGUUGUUGAUUAUCUCAUGGCGAAAUACUUAAAAGACCUGUCAGACUUAGUGAUAAGUUAUCUUUUUAAACAAAAAGGCAUGUAUUCCUGCCACGACAAGUGUCUGUCAGCAGUAUACUUACUACUUGGCAGAUAUUUCCUAAGUUGUGAAUGCACUUAAUUUGUCCCUUUGGGGCAAAGAGGAUGUUUUAACAAAGUAAGCAGCUGAAUGGCUGGGUGUGUUGACUGGACUUAUCUUUAUAUUUAUGAUCACAGAUGUCCAGGGGCCCCUAAUGCUGCCUGACAAUUUACUAGACUUCUGAUCUAACUCGCCCGUUUUCAAGAGAUAUUACACCUCUGCUCUCUCCUCAGACCUUGUACAGCCCUCCCACUUGCAUGCUCAGCAGAUGGCUUGCUUCUCAUUUCAGGAGGGACAAUCAGGAGAGCCCUCCACCGGUUCCCACCGGUGCCUGCGUCUGACUCCAGUGCCUCCCCUUCUCUCUUGGUCCUGCCGCAGAUGAGUGGUCCAUGCGGAUCCCAUCCCCCCUCCCCAGUUCAGUGAUAGGCCCUUGAAAUCAUUCCCUCUCUUUUGCACCAUCAUUUUUCUCUUUCUGAGUUUAUUUCCAUCAGCUUAUAAACAGCUUAAGCAAGCAAAGAGACAAAAACAGACAAACACGUAAAAGUCUCCCUGACUUUACGUCACCUACCAGCUAUAGCUCCUCUGCUUCUGUCUACAACCAAAUCCCCCACAAGAGUGGUCCACACUUUUGCACCAUUCUCUAUUGAACCCGCUCUGUUUGGCUUUCAUCCCCAACAUUGAAGCCACUCUUGUCAAGGUCACUGAUGACCCUAGUUCAAAACCUGGUCAGUCCCCAGGCUCCAUCUCACUGCAGUUCUCAGGAGCAUGUGACACAGUUGACUGCAUCCUCCUUUUGGACACACUCUCUUCCCUUGGCUUCCAGGAAUCCACACUCUACGGGCUUUCCUUUUACCUCGCGGGCAUUCAUUCUUAGCCCCCUUUUGUCAAUCCUCCUUUGUGGUCUCUGCUUCUCUAUGUGGGAGUGCCCAGGUCUCAGUCCUCUGACCUUUUUCUCUCUUUACACUCACACCCUUAAUAUCUUAUCCAGGCUCUUCACUCCGAGUUACACCGCCAGUUGUUACCUUUCCCCUGAACAUCUAAUGCGUCUAUUCCACAGCACACUCAGCAUCACCACUUGGAUAUCGAAUAGGCAUCACUAACUUAACCCCAAAAGGAACUCUUGAUUUUUUUCACCCAAACUCUAUCAUGAGCCCACACAAAAGUCUUUCCCAUCUCAGUAAAUGGCACCUGCAUUCUUACAUAGGAUCAGACGCAAAACUUUGCAGUCAUCUUUCACUCUUCUCUCUCACGCCCUACAUCCAAUCCCUCAGGAAAGACUCUUCGCUUAUACCUUUGAAGGUGACCACUUCUCAUCAGCCUCACCACGCUCACCCUGUAACAACAGCCUACACCUGCGUUAUUUCGGUUGCCUCCUAAGUGAUCUCCCAGCUUCUCCUCUGCUCCCUUACCACCUAUUCUCCACAGCCCAGAGGAAACCGUCUAAAAUAUGAAGCAGCUGCUAUCACUCUUCUGCUUUCCAUCUCACUGAGGAUGAGCUCUGAUGUCCUUACUAUAACCCACAAGACUUGAGUCAUGGCCUAGCCCUGGCCACCUCUCUGACCUCACACCCUCUACCACCUCCUGGCUUAUUAGGGGCCACCUUACUGCCUAGGUCCAGAGUGCUAAUCCCCCAAACAUCUGUAUGACUUUGUCCCCCACUUCUUUUAAGUUUCCUUUCAAACGUCACUUUUAUCUGAGAGGCCUUUCUAUCUCCAUUUUGAUCUCCCUUGAUGAUCUCAUCUAGUCUCUUUAAAUACCCUCUAGAUAGAGAUAACUCCCAAAUAUUUAUUUCCAGUCCAGAAUUUGCCUCUGAACUCUAGACUCCUAUAUCCAAUUGCCUUCUCAUCCUACCUGGAUGUCCUCUAGAUAUCUCUAACAUAACAUGUCCAAAAUAAAAGUCUUGAUUCUUCCUCUAUUCCACUCUCAAACUGUUCUAUACACAGUCUGUCCCUACUCAAUCAGUGAUAGCUUCAUCCUUACAGUUGCUCAGGGCAAAAGUCUUGAAAUUAUCCUUGACUUCUUUCUCUCUCUUACAGCCCAUUUCUUGUCCAUCAAAAUAUCCUUAUGGCUCUACCUUCAAAAUCUGCACUUCCAGGUUCUGUCUACUUAUCACUGUCUCCACUGCCUUUACCUGGGUCAAGCUACAAUUAUAACUUGUCUAGAUUAGGGUAAUAGUCCCCUGACUUGUAUCCCAACUUCUACCUUUGCCCUUUAGUACUCUAUUCUCCCCCAAAACAGCCAGACUAAGCUGUUAAACAUAAGUCGGAUCAUGUAACUUCUCCAAUGGCUCCCCCGAUAUUUCCCCAAGUCAUAUUCUGCCCCAACCACAUUUUCUACUCUUCCUUUAGCUCACUGUUCCCGCCACUCACUGACCUCCCUGCUGGUCCUUAAAUGACAUGGCAUAAGGCUCAGGGCCUUGGUACUUCCUGUUCCCUCUGCCUGGAAUGAUGUCCCCAGCUUGGCUCUUGAGCCCUUGCCUCAAAGGUCAUCUUCUCAGGAAGACCUUUCUUGACCACCCCAUUAAAAACUGAAGCCACCUUAUAGCUCCCAUUCUCUUUCCUGAUUUCUCCUUGGUACACAUCACCAUUUAUCAUACCAUGUAUUUCCUUAUUUGUUUUUGUCUCUCCCCACCAAAAUAUAACCUCCAUGAAGGCAAGGACUUUUGUUUAUUUUGUUCACUGCUGAAUCCUCCAGACCUAACGAAUACAUCAGGGAAUGAAUGUGCCUAAUGAAGGAACACUAAAAGCUAAAUUUAAUGAGCAUUUACUAGGUGAGGCUCAAUUAGAAGGGAUUCAUAGGUAAUAUAUUAAUAGCUAAUUUUUACAGAGAAGGAAACUGAGGCACAAGGAAGCAGAAACGCCGUGAUUAGAAACCCAGGUCUAACUCAACCUGCUUUCCUUCCUCCAGAACCCUAUGCCUCUCCUGUGCUAUUAAAAGACAACACGAAGUGGCAAGCUGCCAGCGGUCAGGGUCCAUGCUUGGGAACAUGGGCCUUCAUCGCCUCCCCUGCAGCCUGAAUCAGUAAAACGGUCUUGGAAUUAACAGCUGUCAAAGGAGAGUGUGAUUGGUCAGUUCAGUAUUAGGCACCGCCCAGUUUCUUACUGGUUGGUGUUAGUUACCUCGGCUAGGAAAGGGAUGCUGUCUAGGAGAGGGAUGCAGGAUCUGCGAGCUUCGCCCCAGGAGCCUUCCCGGCAGCCGUCGGGACCGGAAUCCGACGUCAAUGUCUCAGUUUCCCCCCGGAGGGCGGCUUCCGCUGCUCCCGGAAGCUGCACGCGCUGCCCGGGUAACAGGCCCGGGCUGUGUCGGAGGCGGUGCCGUUAUGGAGCUGGAGGAGGCGAAAGAGUUCAGAGAACGCUGUACUCAAUGUGCUGCUAUCUCUUGGGGUCUUACGGAUGAAGGCAGAUAUUAUUGCACUUCUUGCCACAACGUUACGGAAAGGUCUCAGGAAGUUAUAAGCACCGAGGCUAUUCCUAAUAGUAAAAUACAAGCCAUCAACCGGGGACUUAAAAGAAAAAGAAAACUUGAGAAAGGCUGGGAUUGGUAUGUGUGUGAAGGUUUUCAGCACAUACUUUGUCAACAAGCAGAAGCCUUAAAGACCCUUGGAGUAGGCCCAGAAUUAAAGAAUGAAGUUUUGCAUAACUUUUGGAAGCGCUACCUUCAGAAGAGCAAGCAGGCCUAUUGUAGAAACCCAGUGUAUACCAAUAGAAGGAAAGCUACGGUAUUGGAAGAUAAUCCAAGUCAUUCAGACUGGGAUAGUGAGCCUGAACUGCUAAGUGACUUUAGCUGCCCUACUUUUCUUGAAAGUGGAGCAGAGUCUCAACCCGAUGACCACACUCGAAAGCCUUUCUCCAUCAGCAGAGCAUCCCAAUCAGAAACAGCAUCUAUCUGCUCCGGCUCUCUUGAUGGAGUCGAAUACGCACUACGGAAGGAGAAGGGGGUUGUGAAGAUGACUGUGCCAAGCACACUGGCUUUUUGCUACCUGGCGUUGCUUUGGCAGAGAGAGACGAUUACUCUUUCUGAUCUUCUCAGAUUUGUUGAAGAGGACCAUAUUCCUUACAUAAAUGCUUUUCAGCAUUUUCCAGAAGAGAUGAAAUUAUAUGGACGUGACAAAGGCAUCUUUGCUAUAGAGUCUUGGCCUAACUAUGAGGAUAUCCAUAAAAAAAUGAUUGAAGUUGCCACAUUUCUAGAUUUGCCUCGUUUUCCAGACAUAACCGAAGACUGCUAUCUGCAUCCAAACAUCUUGUGUAUGAAAUACUUGAUGGAGGUCAACCUCCCUGAUGAAAUGCACAGUUUCGCCUGCCAAGUGGUAAAAAUGGCUGGAAUAGGAGAAGUGGAUUUUCUGACAUUUGAUCCAAUAGCUAAAAUGGCAAAAACUGUUAAAUAUGAUAUACAAGCCAUAGCUGUCAUUGUGAUAGUAUUGAAACUGCUCUUUUUAUUGGAUGACAAUUUAGAAUGGUCUUUGUCUACUAUUGCUGAGAAAUAUAAUGAAGAGAACAAAGAAGAUAAGCCGUGGUUUGAUUUCAGAAAAUGGUACCAAGUUAUGAAGAAAUCUUUUGAUGAGAAAAAACAAAAAUGGGAGGAAGCCAGGGCAAAGUACAUGUGGAAAAGCGAAAAGCCACUCUACCACUCGUCCAUCGACAGAUCAGUGGUAUAUAAAAGAAGGGAAAUGGUGGUGAAUCUACAAAAACAAUUUAGCACACUGGUUGAUUCAACACCAACUGUUGAAAAAAAAAGCCCUUCAAGUUUUCAGUUCAAUUGGACUGAAGAAGACACUGAUAGAACUUGUUUCCAUGGACAUAGCCUCCAGGGACUCCUGAAGAAGAAAGGCCAGUCACUGACAAUCAAGAAUUCACUAUAUUGGCUUAGUACACAGAAGUUCUGUAGGAGCUAUUGUAAACAUGUGACAACCUAUGAAGAAUCAAUUUUUUCUCUGAGUUAUCAGUUUAUACUAAAUCUCUUCUCCUUCCUGCUAAGAAUAAAGACCUCCUUUCUCCAUGAAGAAGUGAGCUUAAUUGAAAAGAGACUUUUUAAAACAAAAUACAGUAAAACGAAAAAGAAAUCUUCAAGAUCCAGGAAAGUGAGAAAAUGACAAACAUAAAAUGGAAACUUUCUUGGGAAAACAUUUUAAUAGUGAUAGUAAUGUCAGAUUGUAAUGUAACAUUCCAGAGAAUUGUGGAAAACAGAAUUUUUUGCAUAUAUAUCCAUUCAUAAUAGAUGUGCAUACAUAUAUAAGAUAUGUAUCAAUGUGCUUAUAAAAAUGUAUACUGGAAAACAAGUGAGCCUUGAAUUUGUUUUUUAAGUUAUGAAUAUUUUUUGAGAAAAUUAAAGCAACAAUGUUACAUAAAUGGUAUCCAGAAAUUUGUAUUG